This is a messenger RNA of Antrostomus carolinensis (chuck-will's-widow), 949 nucleotides long. RefSeq names its product phosphatidylinositol 5-phosphate 4-kinase type-2 alpha. Gene Ontology annotation, molecular function: 1-phosphatidylinositol-5-phosphate 4-kinase activity; 1-phosphatidylinositol-4-phosphate 5-kinase activity. The transcript has 6 exons. NCBI's taxonomy places the organism in Eukaryota, Metazoa, Chordata, Aves, Caprimulgiformes, Caprimulgidae. The annotation marks the transcript as partial. Gene Ontology annotation, biological process: phosphatidylinositol phosphate biosynthetic process. Gene Ontology annotation, cellular component: plasma membrane. The record is from RefSeq and is a predicted model, not a curated record.
UUUAUUGUGGAGUGUCAUGGGAAUACACUUCUUCCCCAGUUUUUGGGCAUGUACCGACUUACUGUUGAUGGAGUUGAAGUAUAUAUGAUUGUUACAAGAAACGUGUUCAGCCAUCGUUUAUCUGUUUAUAGAAAAUAUGAUUUAAAGGGCUCUACUGUGGCUCGAGAAGCCAGUGACAAAGAAAAGGCCAAAGAGCUGCCGACGUUCAAAGACAAUGAUUUUAUUAACGAUGGCCAAAAGAUUCAUAUUGAUGAGAAUAACAAAAAGAUGUUCCUUGAGAAACUCAAAAAGGAUGUUGAGUUCCUUGCUCAGUUAAAACUCAUGGACUACAGCUUGUUGGUUGGAAUCCAUGAUGUUGAAAGAGCUGAACAGGAAGAAGUAGAGUGUGAAGAGAAUGAUGGAGAAGAGGAAGGUGAAAGUGAUGGGACCCACCCAAUUGGAACCCCUCCAGACAGUCCAGGAAACACACUGAACAGCUCGCUGCCCUUGGCUCCAGGGGAAUUUGAUCCAGCUAUUGAUGUUUAUGGAAUAAAAUCCCAUGAAAAUGCACCUAGGAAGGAAAUAUACUUUAUGGCCAUUAUUGACAUUCUUACUCAUUAUGAUGCAAAAAAGAAAGCUGCCCAUGCUGCAAAAACAGUAAAGCAUGGGGCUGGUGCAGAAAUUUCAACUGUUAAUCCUGAACAGUAUUCAAAGCGCUUCUUGGACUUUAUUGCCAACAUCUUGACGUAACCUUUCAUGUUACAUAGGACAGACACGAGACCUGGGGACAGCAGCAGUGGCUACAAGCGUAGGGAAAAAAAGGAACUCAGAGAAGUGCUCAUCUUGCAGAAAGCAACCCCUUUGUUUACAUCUGCUGGCAAAGAUGACUGAAGUGGGGUGGAGUACUCGCUUUAACAGCUGCCUGAUAUUCCCAGCAUAGUUCUAGCUAUUUCUGACUCUUUUGUGUGUG